AUGGAGCAAACCAACUGCUGGACGUUGACCAGAACGAAUCUGGGAGGGAUGCCGCAUUUCCCGCCCAUCGCCGCCGCCGUCGCCUCUUGGGAGGAGAAAGCCAUCGCAGACGACCCGGCCAGCCACUUGGGGGAAUACGCCUGGCCUCCACGGUCUUACUCUUGCAGCUUCUGUGGCAGAGAAUUCCGGUCGGCGCAGGCGCUCGGAGGCCACAUGAACGUACACCGGCGAGACAGAGCCAGACUCAAGCAGUCCUCCGCCGGUCAUGAAGAGAAGGGGCGCCUUUUCUUUCGCCAGCAGCAGCAUCACCUUCAGAAUUCAUUUUCUAAGUCAAGAUGUACCCCAUAUGCAGUCGUUGCACCACCUCGCUCGCCCUCCCUAGACAACUGUGGCGACCACAAGAUGCUCUCUCUUUCCUACUCCUCGCGGCUGGUGAAAGAAGGCCAUACAGGAUCACCCUGCUCUAUCACUAGCCCUCAUGAAAAACCAUCGGCUGUUCAAAAACUGAGAUUCGAGGGUAAGACUAUGAAGCUUAACGAGAUGGACAAUGGGGAGAAGAGAAAUGCAGAAAACGAUGCGGGAGUCGUCGGUAGUGGCAAGCGGAGUAGGUUUGAGGUGAGCUUCCCUUUCAUUGUGGGAUCAUCAUUCCCGUGUGACGGGAGUCCUCACCAAUCUGAUGUACGUCGGCUUAGUACUAGCUCCUCAUGCGAGGAAGUCGACCUCGAGCUUAGGCUUGGAUAUCAGCCUGAAGUUAAGUAG
Spirodela intermedia is the source of this 759-nucleotide messenger RNA. The record is from the annotation of a GenBank genome assembly. NCBI's taxonomy places the organism in Eukaryota, Viridiplantae, Streptophyta, Magnoliopsida, Alismatales, Araceae.